UAUAUUCACCAACUCACUUCGAAUCAAAGGAAAGAAUGUGCAGAUUUAUUACGAACUGACAUCAAGCGAGGAUUAUCGACAUCUGAAGUGGUUGGAAGACAAAAAUAUAAUGGUUAUAACGAAUUCGAUAUACAAGAUCAUGAUCAUGUUUGGAAGAAGUAUCUUGAUCAGUUUAAAAAUCCGCUAAUUAUUCUACUGCUUGCUAGUGCCGCAAUAUCACUAUUAAUGGGACAGAGUGAAGAUGCUAUAAGUAUUACCGUGGCGAUUGUAAUUGUAGUUACUGUAGGAUUCGUACAAGAAUAUCGCUCUGAGAAAACCCUAGAACACUUAAAUAAGCUCGUACCACCAACGUGCCACACUAUACGUGAUGAUCGUGAAGUUCAGUUUUUGGCUCGUGAAUUGGUACCUGGAGAUAUUGUUUUAUUAAAUGUUGGUGAUCGUAUACCAGCGGAUUUGCGGUUAUUUGAAGCUUUAGAUUUACAAGUCGAUGAGUCAUCAUUCACUGGAGAAUUAGAACCACGACAUAAAUAUGUUAAAUCGUUCGCAAAUAGUUCAGAAAAUGUCGAUCACAUUGAUAAUGUUGUAUAUAUGGGUACCUUGGUAAGAGGUGGUCGUGGCAAGGGUAUAGUGAUCGGAACUGGUGCAAAUACACGCUUUGGUGAAGUUUUCAAAAUGAUGCAAGCUGAAGAAGCACCUAAAACACCGCUACAAAACAGCAUGGAUUACUUAGGCAAACAGUUGUCUCUAUAUUCAUUUGUAAUAAUAAUUGUUAUAUUUUUUAUUGGUCUAUUCCAAGGACGUGAUACAUUGGAAAUGUUUAGAAUUGCUGUCAGUUUGGCAGUAGCAGCAAUACCUGAGGGUCUACCGAUAGUCGUAGCAGUAACACUGGCCAUCGGUGUGAUACGAAUGGCAGCCCGUCGAGCGGUUGUAAAAAAAUUACCUGCAGUUGAAGCACUUGGAUGUGUCACAGUGAUAUGUUCUGAUAAAACUGGAACUUUGACUAAAAAUGAAAUGACCGCUGUUACUAUUGUCUCUGCUGAUGGGCAAGUUGCUGACGUGCUAGGUACUGGAUAUUCGUUAGAAGGCGGUAUGUGUACUGUUAGAGGAGAACGUGUUAUUGGUCAUUCUCAUCCGUCAAUAAGCCGAAUAAUUGAAAUUGGUUGCAUUUGUAAUAAUGCUAUUUUAUCGGAAGGUAUUUUAAUUGGACAACCAACAGAGGGUGCUCUUUUGGUUCUCGGAAUGAAGACGCGAUUAGAUGAACAAGCAAAAUUUUAUAAGCGAAUCAAAGAAAUACCAUUUUCAUCAGAAACUAAAUGGAUGGCUGUACAAUGUGAACAUGUCCAGCUGCUGGUUAAAGGUGCAUUGGAUUGUGUGCUAGAAAUGUGCACAGGUUACUUGGAAAAUGGUACAAGCGGUGUGAAAUUUAAUAGUAUCGUGAAAGAACGUAUUAUUGAAACAAGUCAUAAUUUAGGAUCACAAGGUUUAAGAGUGAUAGCUUUGGCUUGUGGCACUGAACAAGAAUUAUAUUACGCUGGAAUGGUCGGCAUUGUCGAUCCAGCUAGGCCGGGUGUCGCGGAAAGCAUCGAGAUUGUGCAGUCUGCUGGUGUUAAAGUGAAAAUGGUUACUGGCGAUGCUAUGGAAACAGCUUGUAGCAUUGGCUCUCGUUUAAAUCUAUUCAAAGAGGGUGAUGUUUGUUUGUCUGGUCCAGAAAUAGAUCGUAUGUCUGAUUUGGAUCUUGAACGAGUAAUAAAAGCAGUAACAAUAUUUUAUCGCUCUUCUCCAAUGCAUAAAUUGCGGAUCGUUAAAGCACUGCAAAAUGUGGGAGAUGUGGUGGCAAUGACAGGUGAUGGAGUUAACGAUGUGGUUGCGCUCAAGAAAGCUGAUAUUGGUAUCGCAAUGGGUUCUACAGGUACAGAUGUUUGCAAGGAAGCUGCGGAUAUGAUACUCACAGAUGAUGAUUUUUAUACGAUUCGAGCUGCUAUCGAAGAAGGCAAAGGCAUUUACCAUAACAUUACAAAUUUUGUGCGAUUUCAACUAAGCACAAGUGUGGCAGCUUUAUCACUGAUUGCAAUAUCAACUUUAUUUGAAUUUGAAAACCCUUUAAAUGCUAUGCAAAUACUGUGGAUUAAUAUCAUUAUGGAUGGACCACCUGCUCAAAGUUUAGGUGUUGAACCUGUUGACAGAGAUAUCAUUCGCCAACCGCCAAGAAAUGUACGGCAACCCAUGAUUAAUAAUGCACUCAUAACAAAUAUAUUGAUAUCGGCAGCAAUUAUCAUUGCUGGAACAUUGACAGUUUUUUACAAAGAAAUGACAAUAGAUAAUGAAGUAACACCACGCGACACAACAAUGACUUUUACGUGCUUUGUCUUAUUCGAUAUGUGGAAUGCAUUAGCGUGUCGUUCAAGUAGAAAGAUGAUUUGGGAAAUUGGUUUAUUCAGGAAUCGUAUGUUUUGUUUCGCUGUACUUGGAUCUCUGCUUUGUCAAUUAGCAGUAAUAUAUUUCCCCCCCUUGCAGAGAAUUUUCCAGACUGAGGCACUUAAUUUAUCUGGUGAGAUAAUUUAUUCUUUGUACAUUACUUUUUUCAAUCAGUAUAUCACAUAUCCUUCUCAGCUCCAAGCAUAUUUCUCUGUUCUUUCCAAAUAUUUCAACAGAUGA
Messenger RNA from Thelazia callipaeda (thelaziosis nematode), 2655 nucleotides. The record is from the annotation of a GenBank genome assembly. NCBI's taxonomy places the organism in Eukaryota, Metazoa, Nematoda, Chromadorea, Rhabditida, Thelaziidae.